Molecule: messenger RNA, 1128 nt
Organism: Zingiber officinale
Lineage: Eukaryota; Viridiplantae; Streptophyta; Magnoliopsida; Zingiberales; Zingiberaceae
Exons: 7
Coding region: 1-1128 (375 amino acids)
Source: RefSeq, a predicted model, not a curated record
AUGGAUCACAGGGGAGGAUCACAAGCUCUAAUUUUAUUGACUCUUUGUGCUCUUCUGUAUCAUUCAGCAGCUGCAGAUACAUGGCAUUUGUCAGAAGUAGAAGAGAAAGAGUUGGAGAUACAACUCAAAUCCUUGAACAAGCCUUAUGAUGAGUAUGGGAUCACAUUUGACUGUGUGGAUAUUUACAAACAGCCAGCUUUCGAUCAUCCUUUGCUUAAAAACCAUACACUUCAGAUUAAAUCUACAUCAUUUCCGAAGAGUAUGAACAAUAAUUCAUCCUCAGAAAUCCUAAAGUUGCCAAGACGUUGUCCUCAGGGCACUGUCCCUAUCAGAAGAACUACAAAAGAAGAUUUGAUCAGAGCAAAGCAAAUCCAACAAACCCAACUCAUAGAUCUGAAAGAUACUAAUGUUCCGACUAACGGUUAUUCUGCUGGAGUGACAUUUUCGACGCGGAAUGGGCCAGCAAAGUUCUAUGGAAUAUCAGCUGAUUUGGAUGUUUAUCAUCUUUCCGGUAUAUUGGAUGAUCAAACAAGCGCAACACAAAUCAUUGUCAGUAAAGGAGAAACAGGCCCUAUGGCAUACCACAACGUCUUACAAGCUGGGUUUCAUGUUCAUCACGCAGCCGAGGGAGACAGCUUUACUCACUUCUUCACUUAUUGGACUUCAGAUGGGUAUCAGAAAACUGGUUGCUUCAACUUUCUUUGCCCUGGAUUCGUCCAAACAACUGAAAGGUUGUCUCCAGGCCAAGUUUACACCCUGGACGCCUUGAACCUCAAUAUAUUUAGGGAUCGACGUUCGUUGAACUGGAUGCUGUACAAUGGUGAAGAACCGAUUGGCUACUGGCCGAGGGAGCUCUUCAACAACAUGGCAGAUUCUUCUCAGAUUCAACUGAGCGCAACUGCUAGCUCUCCUAUCGAUAAGCCUAGUCCUCCGACGGGCAAUGGGCAACUUGGUGGAGCAUCUUUUAGGAGGAUCACCGUUAAGAAUGGGCAGUUUAUUCCAUACCCAAAAUCCGUCCGCAAUGCAGUAACAUUCAAUGAUCUCGGCAAACCCUUUUAUAAUGCCGAAUACAAUGGAGAUUGCUGCUUGUUUUACGGUGGCCCGGGAGGAUGGCAGCCACCGGCAUAA